Messenger RNA from Xyrauchen texanus (razorback sucker), 2674 nucleotides. It is a transcript of the gene cdhr5a, whose product is annotated as cadherin-related family member 5a. Gene Ontology annotation, molecular function: calcium ion binding; cadherin binding. The transcript has 13 exons. The coding region runs from base 451 to 2223 and encodes 590 amino acids. Gene Ontology annotation, cellular component: adherens junction; membrane; catenin complex. The record is from RefSeq and is a predicted model, not a curated record. NCBI's taxonomy places the organism in Eukaryota, Metazoa, Chordata, Actinopteri, Cypriniformes, Catostomidae. Gene Ontology annotation, biological process: cell morphogenesis; multicellular organism development; calcium-dependent cell-cell adhesion.
AUAAAGGAGAACAACACCGCUGACACAAUUGUUGUCCAUAUUAACACAACAAAAAAAGAUGUAACGCUGAAUCUCACAGAGAAUCCUGGGAAUGCCUUUGAUCUGAGAGGUUCAGACCUGCUAGCGAAGAAAGGACUGGACUUCGAAGUAUUUGGUCCAAGCUAGUAAUAGUCAUGUAUGGUCAUUCACUCAAGCUGGUGUUGAUGGUUGAUCAACUGGACUACCAACUGUCUUCACCUGAUUAGAGCUGCUAUUGGACAGUUUGACCAAUCUAAGCUGGUAUGAUUUAGGAUUUCAGAAGUGGGACUUCUAAUGAAGAUUCACAAUCUCAAAGUUUGUUAGUAACUUCGUUUAUGAUGUUUUACUGCUUUCCAGACUCUUUCAGGCCCUGAAGAACUAACAGUCCAGGUCCGAUGUAAUAAAACUGGCUUCAAAAGUAUCAUUCUGACCAUGCUUGUUCGUGUGGAGAAUAUCAAUGACAACCCUCCAUCGUUUGCUCGGAGCGAGUAUACAUUUGACAUAAAUGAGCUCACACCAGUUAAUACCAGCAUUGCCCUGAUUGAAGCAAUAGAUGAUGAUUCAGAAGUUCUGUAUUACUCCAUGGAACCAACUGUGUACUUCAGACUUGAGACCAUGUAUACGCCAAGCAUCCUCGUGAACAAGGUUUUGGAUUAUGAUGUCAUCCAACAGGUGAAAUUGACCUUGAAUGUGCAGGACACUCAACCUCCAUCACAGCCAGAUGAACUGUCCUUCACAGCUUCAACAACCAUCACAGUCAAUAUUAAAGACAUUGAUAACCGUCCUCCUUGGUUCCAACCAUGCACAAGAGUAACCAUUGGUAAUGCCAAAAUCUGCCUGAGCUUGGGCUAUAGAGGCAGGGUCAACUUAACGGAGAAACAGGAUGGAACAUUGCAAUUGCAGCCAGGUCCGGUGUAUGCCAAAGAUGGGGAUAAAAGCAGAAAUGAAGAGAUAAGCUAUAAAAUUGUUCGAGGAAAUGAAGACAGUAUAUUUCAGAUUGAUGAGAACUCUGGUAACAUAACCAUGCUGAAACCAGCAGAUAUAGCAGGCCCAAUAUCACUCUUAGUUUUGGCUUCCCAAAUAACAAACAGAGAUCAGUUUGCCACCACUUCAGUCACCAUUGAUGUCAUGAAAAAGAGCAGAAAUCCUCCAAGGUUUGAGAAGGAACGAUAUGAAGGGUAUGUUUACAGUAAUUCAGGCCCGGAAAACAUGGUGCUAAGGGACAGGAUCUCAAACAGACCCUUUAGAGUGAGAGCAAGGGAUGAAGAUUUCGCAAGUGGAAUCAAUCCUGACAUUCGAUACGAAGUGCAAUACAGCAGCUAUGUUAAUAUAACAACAGAUGGAUUUAUACUUUUGAAGAAAGCUGUUCGGACGGAUUCCUUUGCUUUACAGCUUCGGGCAGUGGAUAUAUCCACUGGUGAGUCGGGAACAGCCGCACUGUCUGUUGUUGUAUUACCAUUAGUGGGUGUCCAGUCACCGGAUGAAAGCUACCGCGCAGGAGACAUGGCCUUGCUGGGCUUCGUAAUGGCUGCUUUGCUAGUGCUCUGCCUCAUUGUGAUCGGCUAUCUCAUAUCCCGUGUAAAGAAGGGGAAUCCUGGCACGCUCAUGUUGUCUGAGUGUUUAGGGUCAUGCUUGAAGUUUACUCAGCCCCCUAACAGGCCAAGUCCAAGAGAUAGCAUGCAGUUCACCAAUGAUGGUUUCUUGAAUGAAGGGGACCCGGGGAGAUCCAGAUCCAGGCGUGCCGAACUGAGAGAUAGGAGACUGGAUGCAGUUCAAGCAGCUAGGAUGCAAGUGAUACCUCGUGAGAGACAGAAGCACUGCAGCGCCUGUGGUCUUCGGGUACACGCCAACCACGCACACCACAGCAGUCCUGCCAUCCAAAUCAAAGGAAGGGCAAGUAAGGAAAGAGUCAAAUCCAUUCUGGCUAAAGAGAGGAAGAGAGAUGAUCGACAGAAGACUGUAUGGUUCAAGGAAAGCGAGGAUUCUUCAGAUAUCGAGGUGGAGAUCAUUCCUGAUAAUAUCGGGCUUAAGCCUGAAGAGGAUAUGGAGAAAGUGGAAAAGGAUAUUGCGUCCCCUCCACUGGAAAGCAGUGAAAUGGAAUUGGGUGACUUGACUAUGUUGAAUAUACAGGACUUGAGUAACAGCAGGGAAACUGCUAUUUCUGAUAGCGGAGACGGACUUAACAUGGAUAAAAGGGACCAGUGAGGACCAGUUAGCGUAGCACGCAAGAAAAGCCAUGAACUAGAGCUCUUUGCUCUUUGGAAACUGAAUGUUAUUUUGGCUGAACUAAUACAGUAUAAUAUUGUAAAAAAUAAAAUGCAAUUUUGCCCAUAUUUGGUGCUUUUAAAAGAUAUAAUUUGUGGCACAAUUGACAAUUGUGGUGACCAAUAUUUAGGCUAUGAGCUCUGAUUUGUGUUUUUCCAUUGUUUUAUACUACGUGUGGUAAACUAACAGGCAAACAUGUUUUGAGUUAAUACAGCUUAACUUAAUAAUACAACAUUCACAAUAAUUAAAGAAAAGAGUACUUAGUAUUUAAUGCUGAUUUUCUGCUCUUAUUUUAUGUCUGUUGUGUUUAUGAAUAAUACAUCGUGGAAUACAAUAUUUUUUAUGAAAAUGUAAAUGAUUUGAUGUGAAAAAAAUCCAGAAUAAAGCAAGU